UGUCCAUGCUGCAGAAACAGGUGAUCGUGUUGGUACUGGCCUCUCUGGUCAGCUCGUACUACAUACCUCUCUCACCACAGUCUCUGGUGCAUGAGGUCUAUGAAAAUGCUGAGGAUGAAAAUCCACUGCUUAAUUUGGAUUCAGAGGGGGACUCUAACCCUAACCUGAUUGAAGGGGACAUCCUCGUUCCAAAAGGACGCAACGCUCUGAUUGACACAAAGUACAGAUGGAAAUUUCCCAUUCCUUACAUUCUGUCUGAUGACUUGGAUCUGAACGCUAAAGGCUGUGUCCACCAGGCUUUUGAGAUGUAUCGCCUGAAGUCCUGCGUAGACUUCAAGCCCUACGCUGGAGAGAAGACCUACAUCAAGUUUGAGAAGCGGGGAGGGUGUUUCUCCAGCGUGGGCGACCAGCAGGCUGGCCAGGUCCUGUCUCUGGGGACCGGCUGUGACCACAAGGCUGUGAUCGAGCACGAGCUCCUCCACGCACUGGGCUUCUACCACGAGCAGUCUCGCUCCGACCGGGACGACUACGUCAAGAUUUGGCUGGACCAAGUCACUCCGGGGCUGGAACAUAAUUUCAAUAAAUACAAUGACGACUUCAUCACCGACCAGAACACCCCGUAUGAUUAUGAGUCGGUGAUGCACUACCGUCCGUACUCCUUCAACAAGAAUGGCAGCAUCCCCACCAUCACCACCAACAUCCCCGCCUUCAACAACAUCAUCGGACAGUACCUGGAUUUCAGCACACUUGACACCCUCAGACUCAACAGGAUGUACAACUGCUCUGGCCCUCUCACUAUGCUGGACCAGUGUGCGUUUGAGAACAUCAAUAUCUGUGGGAUGAUCCAGAGUCAGACGGAUGAGGCUGACUGGGAACACCUGAUGGGCGCUGCGGGCUCUGAGGACCACACCCUGCUUGGACGCUGCAGAGAUGCUGGCUAUUUCAUGCACUUCAGCAGCCAGAAGGGUGGCGCUCAGGAGUCAGCUCUGCUGGAGUCCAGGAUCCUGUUCCCCCGUAGGCAGCAGCAGUGUCUGCAGCUCUUCUACAGGAUGACGGGCAGCCCACAGGACAGGCUUGUGGUCUGGGUCAGGAUGGACGAUGGCACGGGGACCGUCCGCAAGAUGAAGAAGAUACACACCUUUCACGGGGAUUCUGACCACACCUGGAAGAUCGCCCACGUUCCCAUGGAGGUGGGAGAGAAGUUCCGCUACGCAUUCCAGGGCAUGCGAGGGGACCCCACCUCUUCCGCGGGGGGGAUUUCCCUCGACGACGUCACCCUGUCAGAGACACGCUGCCCCAAUGCCGUGUGGACGAUCCACAACUUCUCCAGGAUCCUGGAGGAGGCUAACAGCAGCAUGGCGAUGGACAGCCCUCGCUUCUACAGCCCCGAGGGCUAUGGGUACGGCCUGCGCUUGAAGCCCGACUCCGGCUACAGCGACUACACGGGCCGCUACGCCGGCCUGUACUUCCACCUGGCCAGCGGGGAGAACGACGGUGUGCUGCAGUGGCCGGCCGUCAACAGGCAGGCCACGCUGGUGGUCAUGGACCAGGACCCCGACGUCCUGCUCAGGAUGUCGUCAGCACGUAGCCUCACCACAGACAUGGACCAGGACCCCGACGGAACGCUGUUCUGGGACAACCCCACCAAGGUGGGCACGUUUGACCCCAGCUGUGACUGCUACCGUGGAGAAUCCUGGGGCUGGCGUAACUUCAUCAAGCACUUUGACCUGCAGCGACGCAGCUACCUCAAGAACGACGACCUCAUCAUCUUUGUCGACUUUGAGGACAUUACAUCCCUCAUCAAGACUGAGGUUCCUGUCAAACCAGUGGAGUGAGGCCAGCACGCAGGAGGCCGGCACGCAGCAGGCCAGCACGCAGCAGGCCAGCACGCAGCAGGCCAGCACGCAGCAGGCCAGCACGCAGGAGCAUCAUGCUGGAUCUGCUGGGAGGGAGAAUUUCCUGGGUCUCUUUUGACUGAUGAAAUAUUUUCCAAUUUAAAAUAAAAUUUGAAUUUUU
Molecule: messenger RNA, 2016 nt
Organism: Osmerus eperlanus (European smelt)
Lineage: Eukaryota; Metazoa; Chordata; Actinopteri; Osmeriformes; Osmeridae
Gene: mep1a.1
Product: meprin A, alpha (PABA peptide hydrolase), tandem duplicate 1
Exons: 14
Coding region: 6-1835 (609 amino acids)
Biological process (GO): proteolysis
Cellular component (GO): membrane
Molecular function (GO): zinc ion binding; metalloendopeptidase activity; protein binding
Source: RefSeq, a predicted model, not a curated record